GUUUGAGCCCCUACCUAGCCAUGGGGAUCCCCUGCUGCACACAGGGCUUCAAGCUUGCUGCAUUCAAACCUACCUGCUCAAUCAAACAUCUCUCCAAAACUGGCGUUGCAGAGGUCGGAUUGCAGAGGAACAUUGAUUGCGCAGCGCGUUCUGACUCUGUGCUGAAGACUUUGCUGAUCUCCUACCCAGAACUGGUGCGUACCAACGUCGUUGCUGUCCAAGAACCGAUUAGCGUGAACAUUGCUUGUACGAUGGCUUCUGCGACGGCCAUUCUUUCAAAUAGCAGCUGCCUACUCAGUGGAUUAACGCGGCGAACAGAAAAGAGGGCGCAAGGCUUCCUCAAUGCAGCAGCCCCCGUGGUUGGAUUGGGCCAGCAAUGUUACAGACGCAAGCAGCUGCUGCAUUCUUUCAACCCACUUUCUAAACCACCAACAGCCCCUGCCCGUCACGGCCCAUGUGUCCGUGCCCAGAGCACAGCGGGGGUGGCCACAAAGAAGGCUGUGAGCACAAAGCUCGAGGAAAAGCCGUCCACCCUUCCUGAGGAGCAAUUGAUCGAGCUAGCCAAGAAAGUGCUCAACGCAAAUAACGGCUUGGACGACCCUUCCCUUUUGGCCGACGGCUUUUACUUUGCGGCGCCCAUCAUCUACCUACAGAAGAAUGAGUUUCUUCAAGCACUGGGCCGGUUCAGUGUCAAGGACGCCUUCCCUGAUUUGGAGCCGAACGCAUUUGGCUUCUCGGUCGAUCCAUACGAGCCCAAUCGAGUGUGGUUCUUUACGCGCUCGCGCGCAACACACACGGGGGUCCUGAAUUUCGGCUCCCCUACCCCGCCAACUUUCACGCGCGUCGAAUCCCCGCCAGAAGUCUCAUCGAUCACCUUCAACAAUGAAGGCAAGGCCACCAGACUAACCGCGGGUUACGUUGUUGAUAGACGAACGGGUAAUACCGGGGGUCUCGGCGCGUUGUUCGGCAUCCUAUACGCUAUUGGGGCCGCGCCACCGGUUCCUGAGUUCCAGCCUUACGAAAAGAGCUGGCAAUUUGCGUUGUUCUCCAAUAUCCAGGGGCUUAUGUCUAGAUUCAAGAGAUGAGCACGGCGGAUCGGUCCGGGCAGGAUCGCUACUUUUGAACUACAGCCACGAGUAUCUAGGCAACUUACGUGAAUCAUAAGGCUAGCGAGAGCUCCUACGAAAGAUGUAGGGACUUGAUGCGGCUUUGACGUCGGUGCUCUGUGCUGUAACUAGAAUACCGGGAAACUCUACGAACCAUGACACUUCGGUUUCUUCAAAACAUAGAACAGCAUAUGCAUAUUAACGUGGACAGCUACUGUAGAGAGCCGCUUUUCCAGCGCGGACGGUUCCUUUUCGCCUCGCGAAUCUGCGGCGACCUUUAUUGCGGUACGUUGCCAAUGACGUGCUUACAGUACAAGCCCAAUUAAGAGAUUCGAAGAAUCGGCCUAUGUACGUGUUACAAUCGCACCUUUUCCAUGUAUCUAGCGGAUAG
Molecule: messenger RNA, 1497 nt
Organism: Klebsormidium nitens
Lineage: Eukaryota; Viridiplantae; Streptophyta; Klebsormidiophyceae; Klebsormidiales; Klebsormidiaceae
Source: the annotation of a GenBank genome assembly